GCCUACGACUUGUGGGACGAUGAGGAGCAUUACACCAUCACGGAGGACCGGCUGCGCGAGAUCCGGUCCGACAUGAUGUACCCCUUCAAGUAUCCGAACGACUACCAGAGGGACAUCAACGACCUGACGCCGCAAAUCGACAAGAAGCUCAACUUCCGGUUUCCCUACUACGGCUUUCUCUUCAACUACACCUGGGUAUCUCUGCACGGCUUCCUGGGCUUCUCGGUGCCGACCUCGGAGCCGCAGACGUACCCGCUGACGUUCCCGCAGCCGGACUGGCCGGUGAAGAACGACCCCUCCUUCAUCGGGCCCUUCUACAGCAAGUGUGUGAUGGGCGAGAUGGGCGGAGAGGAGACCGACACGCGACGCCCCGGCGUCUACUACAGGAUCGAGCGCGACCUGUACGAGCGGUACGACCAGUUCGGCGUGGAGCUGCGCGAGCGCGCCAAGUGGGACAUCCGAGAGGGCAUCGUGGGAGCUGAGGCGUUCACCCCCAAGCACAUCAUCAUCACCACCUGGAAGAACAUCUCGUUUAACGGCGGCAACGCAAACUCCCGCGCCAGGCGCGUGACGAACACACUCCAGCUGUUGGUGGUGACAGACGAGGUGCGGUCGUACGCGAUCUUCAACUACCUGCACAUGGGCUGGACGACGCACACGGAAGCGGGCGGUGACAUCAACGAGGGACAGGGCGGCAUUCCGGCCUACGUGGGCUUCAACGCUGGCAACGGCACCAGCGCGUACCCGUACAAGCCCUACUCUCAGACCAUGUACAUCCGAGACCUCAUCUCAACCGGCAUGGCCAACGGCUUCCCGGGCCGCCACGUCUUCCGCAUCGACGAGAAGAUCAUGGCCGGCAACUGCCGUCACGAGCUCUACGGCUCCAACCUGCCGCUGGUGUUCGCCCCGGAGCAGGGCAACAUGCUGGGCGGCAGCCUGGUCAACAUCUCGGGCCCCUGCUUCGGGCCCAACACCCUGGUCAAGUGCCGCUUCUACGACCGCGAGGUGGAGGGUGUGGUGCGCGACACCAACACGGCCUUCUGCGUGCAGCCGCGCCUCUUCGCCACCGGCUACGUGGACAUCGCCGUCUCACUCGACGGCGGACCCUACUACUGGAAGGGGCAGUACUACGUCGAGACGCCUCUGACGGCGCCUGAGGGCGUCAUGUUCGCCAACGACGACUACCAGCUGGCGGAGCCGGGAGCGCUGCGCCUUCAGUGGCUCUGGCACAACCUGACCAUGGACCAGAGCGCGCACGUCACCGUCAGCCUCUAUGGCUACCGCGAGACGACUAACACGCCCGAGCUGGUCUUUAUUGACACGAUAUUGGAGACCAACAACAGGGGCGUCAAGGACAUCGCUACCUCCGAUUACAUGGGCAAUGACAAUUGGGACUACCUAGACAUCGAAGUGGGCCUGCUGCAGAUUAAUCUGACCAGCCCAGGCACCUACCUAUCAGGCCUCAAGAGCUCUCCUACUCUGUGGAGCCGGCCGAUCCCGCUGGCCUGGUACUUCGGGCCGCAGUGGAGCCGAGUGUACGGCACGGAGUGGGCCUCCCGCGUUUGUAACCGCUGGAUCGAGAACGACCGCAACCUGAAGCACUUCGCCGGCGAGGUGAUCCGCUGCCCGUGCCGUAUCGAGCAGGCCGUGGCCAACAAGGGCCUGUACGUGCCGGACUUCUCCUGCGACCGGGACGGCAACACGGCCUGCAACGAGCACAAGGGCGCCAUCCACUGCGUCCGCGCCGGCAUGGUCAAUGCCGACGGUGCCGGCCAGCAAUGCUGCUACGACAUCGACGGCUACCUGAUGAUGACCUCGGAUAGCAUGUGGGGCGGCAACCCGCACCGCGCCCACAACCUUGGCAUGAGGCCCUUCUACGAAGCCAAUAAGAUGCCGUCGCUGUCGCACUGGUACCACGACGUGGCGCCCUUCUACUCGUGCUGCCGCUGGCAGGGCGAACAGAGCCAAGGCUGCAUCACGUACCGCUUCGAACGGCGAGCAUCGCAGGAUUGCGUCGGCUACCAGCCGCCGUCUGCCGCCACGGUGUUCGGGGACCCGCACAUAUACACUUUCGACGACACCCAGUACACGUUCAACGGCAAGGGCGAGUACGUGCUGACGCGCGUUAACACCAACCGCAACCAGCUGGACGUGCAGGGGCGGUUCGAGGAGGUGCCCGAUAAUGAACGCGGCGCCGUGCUGGCCACCCAGCUGACUGCCAUCGCAGCUCGGGACAACUUCUCUACGACGGUGGAAAUUCGUUUGCGUCCGACUGAAGCACAGUGGAGGUACAAGCUGAACGUGCUCGUCAACAACAAGUACCUCUACUUCGAUCGGUACCCGGAAAAGAUGCAAAUUUUCAGAGGCAUGCUGGUGUACGUGCCGACCUACAUCCACAACCAGUCGCAGGUGAUCGUGCUGUUCCAGUCGGGCGCCGGCGUGGAGGUGCUGGAGAACCAGGGCCAGAUGGCUGCCCGGCUCUACCUGCCGCUCUCCUUCAUGAACCAAACGAAAGGUCUGUUUGGAAACUGGUCCAAUGAUCCAUCGGACGACUUUGUGAUGCCGGACGGCUCCACGAUAUCCUUCGAUGUCAACAACAUGGAGCGCCUGUAUCAAGACUUUGGUCUCAAGUGGUUGCUGGAUGAUAAGGAAGACCCGUACAAAGGCGGCUCGCUGUUUUUCCAUGAGAACGGCAGGUCAUCCAGCAACUACUACGACCCCGGAUUCCUGCCCGUGUUUGAUAAGAUUCCGGACAUACCCGACAACAGCACACUGACGGCCGAUGAGGUGAAGCGGGUGUGCGGCGGCUCCUACCAGUGCGCCUACGACUUCAUCAUGUCCGAGAGGCGCGACGUGGCCGUCUUCUCCAAGUUCUAUCAGGACGACUUCGUCAACACCAAGUCACUCGGCCUGCAGACCAUCACCUCGUGCGGCGCGCUACCGACGCCGCAGAACGGCCGCAAGAACACGUUCGCCUUCACGCCCGGCACCAUGGUGAAGUUCGAGUGUGACCCGGGCUACAUUCUGGUGGGCGAGGCGCGACGCUGGUGCUACGCCUCGGGCGACUGGAGCUGGCCCGAGGACGGCGAGGUCAGCUGCAUCAGCGAGUCGCAGUACAAGACGAUGUACGUCGGCAUCCAGACGGGCAUCGUGUUCAGCCUGCUGAUCCCGAUCGUGGCGGCGCUUUGCUGCUUCGGUUGCAACGUGAAGAAUCAGGCCGAC
Messenger RNA from Pollicipes pollicipes, 3222 nucleotides. It is a transcript of the gene mesh, whose product is annotated as sushi domain containing 2 mesh. The annotation marks the transcript as partial. The transcript has 20 exons. NCBI's taxonomy places the organism in Eukaryota, Metazoa, Arthropoda, Thecostraca, Pollicipedomorpha, Pollicipedidae. The record is from RefSeq and is a predicted model, not a curated record. Gene Ontology annotation, biological process: cell-matrix adhesion.